Molecule: messenger RNA, 1091 nt
Organism: Lucilia cuprina (Australian sheep blowfly)
Lineage: Eukaryota; Metazoa; Arthropoda; Insecta; Diptera; Calliphoridae
Product: probable enoyl-CoA hydratase, mitochondrial
Exons: 3
Coding region: 156-1031 (291 amino acids)
Biological process (GO): fatty acid beta-oxidation
Cellular component (GO): mitochondrion
Molecular function (GO): enoyl-CoA hydratase activity
Source: RefSeq, a predicted model, not a curated record
GACAAAGUUCAUUUCAAAACAAAUAUUUGCAUUAAAAUAAUCCAAAACAAUUUAAGAUUUCUUCAAUUAUCGCACACAUUAUUUGGUCCAUUUUUAAUUCAUAACAUAGCUAAUGCUUGUUGCAGUUGUUUCCGUUUUGCAUUUUACAGUAAAAUAUGACUGAAAUUUCAAAAAUAUUUGCCGGUUGUGUUCAACAGGUCUUAAGAACUGGUACGAGAAUAACUGCUGGCCGAUCAUAUUGCACCUUCUCCGAUCUUCACUACCUCAAAACGCAAUUGGUGGGCGAAAAGAAAAAUGUUGCUCUUAUAACACUGAAUCGUCCCAAGGCCUUGAAUGCUUUGUGCAAUGGUUUAAUGUGUGAACUGAACUCCGCUUUGGAUAAUUACGAAAAAGAUGAGAACAUAGCUACUUUAAUAAUUACCGGCAGUGAAAAAGCCUUUGCUGCUGGUGCUGAUAUCAAAGAAAUGGAAUAUAAUAUUUAUGAUAAGCUAAUCAUGAACGUCAGUGCCAGUGAUUGGACGCGUAUAGCCAAAUGCCAAAAACCCCUUAUAGCUGCUGUUAAUGGUUAUGCCUUAGGAGGUGGUUGUGAAUUGGCCAUGAUGUGUGACAUUAUUUAUGCGGGUCAUAAGGCUAAAUUUGGCCAACCGGAAAUAGCUUUAGGUACUAUACCCGGUGCUGGAGGUACACAACGUUUGACACGUGUUAUCGGCAAAUCCAAAGCAAUGGAAAUGUGUUUAACGGGUAAUAUGAUAAGUGCCGAGGAAGCGGAGAGACGAGGCCUGGUAAGUAAGGUAGUGCCGGCUGAUAAACUUUUGGAUGAAGCUAUUAAAGUGGGUGAAAAAAUUGCCAGUUAUUCUCAGUUAACCGUACAGUUGUGUAAGGAUGCUAUUAAUAUGGCUUAUGAAUCUAAUUUGCACGAGGGUUUAAAAUUUGAAAAAAGAAUUCAUCAUGCUACUUUUGCAACGCAAGAUAUCCGGGAAGGUAUGGCAGCUUUUGUCGAAAAACGUCCAGCUAAAUUUAAAAACAAAUAAAAUAUUUUUUUUUAAGUUGUUCAUAAUAAGAUGAAUAUUUCGGUAAAUUAACAUAAAAAA